AUGCGGGGCAGAUUGGCUCUCCCUUUUCCUGCCGUUAGUGCUAGAAAAAUGAUCUCCGGCAAAGACCUCAAGUCGUUGCGCUACGCACUCCAACCGAGCAUAAACUUUAUGAAGAAUUGGGGUCGUCCGCUAUCCGCCUAUGGGGCCGGCGCUGCCCUACUGGCCAUCUAUCUCAUCGACUGGCGCAUCGUCGCGACUCGAAUCCCCUUCUACAGGAAGAAGUUUGAAGAAAAGACAAUUGAAUAG
Messenger RNA from Echinococcus granulosus, 246 nucleotides. RefSeq lists its product as hypothetical. NCBI's taxonomy places the organism in Eukaryota, Metazoa, Platyhelminthes, Cestoda, Cyclophyllidea, Taeniidae. Gene Ontology annotation, biological process: mitochondrial electron transport, ubiquinol to cytochrome c. Bases 1 to 246 code for a protein of 81 amino acids. The transcript has 2 exons. The record is from RefSeq and is a predicted model, not a curated record.